Molecule: messenger RNA, 4335 nt
Organism: Catharus ustulatus (Swainson's thrush)
Lineage: Eukaryota; Metazoa; Chordata; Aves; Passeriformes; Turdidae
Gene: VCL
Product: vinculin
Exons: 22
Coding region: 320-3730 (1136 amino acids)
Biological process (GO): cell adhesion
Cellular component (GO): actin cytoskeleton
Molecular function (GO): structural molecule activity; actin filament binding
Source: RefSeq, a predicted model, not a curated record
GGAGGGCUGUGGCGGUUGAAAAGCCGCCGCCUGGCUGAGGAGCGGCGCCAGUGCGCGGUGGGCGCUGCCAGUGGGUGGCUGGAGGGCAGCGAGUUCGAGUCCCGCCUCCGCGAGCCUGAGUCGGCAACCACUUCUCCGUGUGCCGCACUCCGCUCCUGGACGAGGGGAGCUCGGAGCGGUCGUUUGGUUUCCUGUUCUUGCUUCUUUUCCUCUUUGCGCGGAGGCCGCGGCUUUCUCUGUGGGGCGCCAGUCCGCAGGGACAGAGUUUGCCGGAGUUUGUGCCGAGUUUGGGCCCCGGCCCCGCCGCCCCGCCGCCGCCAUGCCCGUCUUCCACACGCGCACCAUCGAGAGCAUCCUGGAGCCGGUGGCCCAGCAGAUCUCCCACCUGGUCAUCAUGCACGAGGAGGGGGAGGUGGACGGAAAGGCCAUCCCGGACCUCACCGCCCCCGUGUCGGCCGUGCAGGCCGCUGUCAGCAACCUGGUGCGGGUUGGAAAAGAGACUGUGCAGACAACAGAAGACCAGAUCUUGAAAAGGGAUAUGCCACCAGCAUUUAUCAAAGUGGAGAACGCCUGCACCAAACUGGUUCGGGCAGCCCAGAUGCUGCAAGCAGAUCCUUACUCAGUACCAGCUCGUGACUAUCUCAUUGAUGGAUCGAGAGGAAUCCUUUCUGGAACAUCAGACUUGCUCCUGACAUUCGAUGAAGCAGAGGUCCGUAAAAUCAUCCGUGUCUGCAAAGGAAUAUUGGAAUAUCUGACUGUGGCAGAAGUGGUAGAGACAAUGGAGGAUCUGGUGACUUACACGAAGAACUUAGGGCCAGGAAUGACAAAGAUGGCCAAAAUGAUUGAUGAGAGACAACAGGAAUUAACUCAUCAGGAACAUAGGGUUAUGCUGGUGAAUUCCAUGAAUACAGUGAAGGAGCUAUUGCCAGUACUUAUUUCAGCUAUGAAGAUUUUUGUAACCACAAAAAAUUCUAAAAGCCAAGGAAUAGAAGAGGCCUUGAAAAAUCGCAAUUUCACAGUAGAGAAAAUGAGUGCGGAGAUAAAUGAAAUAAUUCGUGUAUUGCAACUCACUUCGUGGGAUGAAGAUGCCUGGGCAAGCAAGGACACUGAAGCCAUGAAGAGAGCUUUAGCCUUAAUAGAUUCAAAGAUGAAUCAAGCAAAAGGUUGGCUGAGAGAUCCAAAUGCACCUCCAGGGGAUGCUGGUGAACAGGCUAUAAGGCAGAUCCUUGAUGAAGCUGGCAAAGCAGGAGAGCUGUGUGCAGGCAAAGAGCGCAGAGAGAUCCUGGGCACGUGCAAAACCUUGGGGCAAAUGACUGAUCAGCUGGCUGACCUCCGGGCUAGAGGGCAGGGUGCUACACCCAUGGCUAUGCAGAAAGCCCAGCAGGUGUCCCAGGGCCUGGACUUGCUCACUGCCAAAGUGGAGAAUGCAGCCCGCAAGCUGGAGGCUAUGACCAACUCCAAGCAGGCAAUUGCUAAGAAGAUUGAUGCUGCUCAGAAUUGGCUUGCAGAUCCUAAUGCGGGGAGUGAAGGAGAAGAGCAUAUUCGGGGAAUUAUGAAUGAAGCAAGGAAAGUUGCAGAACUAUGUGAGGAGCCUAAAGAGAGAGAUGAUAUCCUUCGUUCCUUGGGGGAAAUCUCUGCUUUGACAGCCAAGCUGUCAGAUCUGCGACGGCAUGGGAAAGGUGACUCUCCUGAGGCCCGUGCUUUGGCUAAGCAAAUAGCUACAUCACUUCAGAAUUUACAGUCCAAAACAAACAGGGCUGUAGCUAAUACGAGGCCAGUUAAAGCAGCUGUCCAUUUGGAGGGCAAGAUUGAACAGGCUCAAAGGUGGAUAGACAAUCCUACAGUUGCUGAUCGGGGAGUCGGCCAGGCUGCCAUCCGCGGGCUGGUUGCCGAAGGCCGGCGUUUGGCCAACGUCAUGAUGGGCCCGUACCGGCAGGACCUGCUGGCCAAGUGUGACCGCGUGGACCAGCUCUCUGCCCAGCUGGCUGAUCUGGCUGCUCGAGGGGAGGGCGAGUCCCCCCAGGCCAGGGCCAUUGCUGCUCAGCUCCAGGACUCGCUGAAGGAUCUUAAAUCACGGAUGCAAGAAGCAAUGACCCAGGAAGUUUCUGAUGUUUUUAGUGACACCACAACUCCUAUUAAAUUGUUAGCAGUAGCAGCCACUGCUCCCUCUGAUGCUCCCAACAGAGAUGAGGUGUUUGAUGAAAGAGCAGCAAACUUUGAAAACCAUGCUGCUAGACUGGGAGCUACAGCAGAAAAAGCAGCUGCAGUUGGAACUGCCAAUAAAACUACCGUGGAGGGCAUUCAGGCGACAGUGAAAUCAGCAAGGGAACUCACCCCACAGGUAGUAUCAGCAGCUCGUAUCCUCCUGAGAAAUCCUGGAAAUCAAGCUGCUUAUGAACAUUUUGAGACCAUGAAAAAUCAAUGGAUUGAUAAUGUAGAAAAAAUGACAGGGUUGGUGGAUGAAGCCAUUGAUACUAAAUCUCUGUUGGAUGCAUCAGAAGAAGCCAUUAAGAAGGACCUGGAUAAAUGUAAAGUUGCAAUGGCCAACAUGCAACCUCAGAUGCUGGUAGCUGGUGCCACCAGCAUUGCCAGACGAGCAAACCGCAUCCUGCUGGUUGCAAAACGGGAGGUGGAAAAUUCUGAAGACCCUAAAUUUAGGGAGGCUGUUAAAGCAGCCUCUGAUGAGCUGAGCAAAACUAUAUCACCCAUGGUAAUGGAUGCUAAAGCUGUGGCAGGCAACAUUUCUGAUCCUGGUUUGCAGAAGAGUUUCUUGGAUUCUGGAUACAAAAUUCUGGGAGCUGUGGCCAAAGUCAGAGAAGCCUUCCAGCCUCAGGAACCAGAUUUUCCUCCUCCUCCUCCUGACCUUGAGCACCUUCAUCUGACUGAUGAACUUGCUCCUCCAAAACCACCGCUACCAGAGGGUGAGGUUCCCCCACCCAGACCACCACCACCUGAAGAAAAGGAUGAAGAGUUCCCAGAGCAAAAGGCAGGAGAAGCAAUCAAUCAGCCCAUGAUGAUGGCUGCUAGACAGUUGCAUGAUGAAGCCCGGAAAUGGUCUAGCAAGCCUGAUGUGACUGUGAUUAAUGAAGCGGCUGAGGCUGGUGUAGAUGUAGAUGAGGAGGAUGAUGCAGAUGUUGAAUUCACUCUCCCCUAUGACAUUGAAGAUGAUUACGAGCCUGAGCUGCUGUUAAUGCCAACCAAUCAGCCCGUUAACCAGCCCAUUCUGGCUGCUGCUCAGUCUCUACAUCGGGAAGCAACCAAGUGGUCUAGUAAGGGCAACGACAUCAUCGCGGCGGCGAAGCGCAUGGCGCUGCUCAUGGCAGAGAUGUCACGCCUGGUCCGGGGUGGCAGCGGCAACAAGCGCGCCCUCAUCCAGUGCGCCAAGGACAUCGCCAAGGCGUCCGACGAGGUCACGCGGCUCGCCAAGGAGGUGGCCAAGCAGUGCACGGACAAGCGCAUCAGGACAAACCUCCUGCAGGUCUGUGAGCGAAUCCCAACCAUCAGUACACAGCUGAAAAUUCUCUCCACUGUCAAAGCUACCAUGCUGGGCAGAACUAAUAUCAGUGAUGAAGAGUCAGAACAGGCAACUGAGAUGUUGGUUCAUAAUGCCCAGAAUCUCAUGCAGUCUGUGAAGGAAACUGUGAGAGAAGCUGAAGCAGCAUCCAUUAAGAUAAGAACAGACGCUGGAUUCACUCUUCGCUGGGUCAGAAAGACCCCAUGGUAUCAGUAAAUACUUGCCAUGUUAGUAUUGUUUUCUGUAACUUAAAAUGCCUUUUUUUGGAAACAGAAGAGAUAUAUUAACAGCAAAAGGUGCUGUGUACAUGAGCUUAAGAUUAGCUUAUGCUAAUGCCCCAUUCUAAGGGUAUGAAUUAUAAGAUAAUGCAUUUCAAAUGUCUUUGGAACACAUUUGAUAUCCAACACCUCCAAUUUGCUGCCAACAGGAGACAGUUGUUAUAAUUUUUUUUGUUUUUCAAGAUUUUCUUAGUGAAUUCUGUACUCCCAGAAACAUUUCAUUUAUGCACUGUAUAGUCCAGUAGUUUCCAUGUGACGAUAUAAAACAUGGACCUCACUUUAAGCUUAUCUUGAAAGUUUAGGACACUUGGUUACUUGGCAGGUUUUUAGGGACAAUCAUGGAUACAGAAACUUUCAACUUCCCAACAGGAUUUUAUCUGGCUAUUCUAAAAUCAUGCAGAAAUGAUGGAAGAUAUGAAGUUUUUGAUUAAAAGAGGGAAGGUGGGGCAGCAGAACAGUUGUAAACUGAGGAUUAAAACUCCAUGUCUGAAAUACUAUUUUUUUUUUUUUGCUUUUGAUUCUUGCCUGGCAACAGUACUUUAA